Messenger RNA from Chlorocebus sabaeus (green monkey), 422 nucleotides. The record is from RefSeq and is a predicted model, not a curated record. NCBI's taxonomy places the organism in Eukaryota, Metazoa, Chordata, Mammalia, Primates, Cercopithecidae.
UGCAGAAAUAUCCUCCUACACCUCAACUGAAAUCUAACCUCCUGAAAUCAUGUGUUGCAACUACUACAGAAACUCCUGUGGGGACUGUGGAUAUGGCUCUGGCUGGAGUUCCGGCUGUGGAUAUGGUUGUGGCUAUGGCUGUGGAUAUGGCUCUGGCUGUAGAUACUGCUCUGGAUAUGGAUUUGGCUCUCGCUGUGGCUGUGGAUACAGCUCUAGCUGCUGUGACUAUCAACCACUUUGCUACAGAAGAUGCUAUUCCUCUUGCUACUAAUCAUCACUACAGAACAUCCUUGGCUUUGCAAUGACCUCUCCAAGAUCAAGUUCAAUUGAAAUCUCCCCUACUCAUUAUCUUCACAUCUAAGUAAAGAUUGACUAUGGUCCCCUGACUAUCUGAAUGCAUAUAAGAGAAGCUGUUUGCAGUG